This is a messenger RNA of Brenthis ino (lesser marbled fritillary), 2835 nucleotides long. Lineage: Eukaryota; Metazoa; Arthropoda; Insecta; Lepidoptera; Nymphalidae. The record is from the annotation of a GenBank genome assembly.
AUGGAGGAUGAAAUUGAUGAAUGUGUUAGAAAGAAGAUUCAAUGGCCCCAAUUGCCUGGAAAUUUAAAAAAGAUACUUAAUGAUUCUCCUAAAGAAUAUGAAAGAUACAUUUUCGAGUUCAGUAUUAAAAACCAAUUGCGAUACAGAGGAAGCCUAGUGAGAACAGUUAGAAAAGAUGAAAGAAAAUAUUAUGAAGCAUUGAUACAAAACAGCAUACAACGACUUAUGCUUUAUCCAUAUCAUCUAGCCGAUAUGAUUGUAAAAGGAUUACGAAUUACUCCGUUCAUAUAUUAUAUUGAAGUUGUUGCUCUAUUAAUUGAGAUGGAGAAGAGUUAUGACACAAUGCCCAACUUUACUGCUGCUGAUUGUCUCCGCUUACUUGGAAUUGGUCGUAAUGAAUAUCUUGAAUUAGUAGCAAAAGCUCGAUCUUUGGGAAGACGUGGGAGGUCUAGAGCAAUCAGGUCGUUAUUACCAAGAGUUCCUCUCAACAUACCAAUGCAACCAUGGUGGAGAGUGGAAUUAGGAUAUGUUCUAGAAGAAGAUGUGAAGCCUCUAGGUGAGAACGAGAAGGCAGUUAUUGAUUUGCUAAUUGACCGUGGCUCACAAACAGCUGGUACUCUCGAUUACUAUGUUGUCAAGACACUCUACAGGCGAGGCCUAAUAUAUCUAGAUGUACCAAUCACAGCAGCAGACAAAGUAUCGGUGCCACCGCUCAAAGGGUUCGUAAUGAAUCGCAUAGCCGGAGAUUACUUCGAGACUCUUCUAUACAAAGUGUUUGUGUCCAUUGAUGAGCACACCAGCGUCGCUGAGCUGGCAAGUGUAUUACAGGUGGAGUGCGAGCUGGUGAAGCAGGCGGUGUCGCUGUACUGCCGGCUGGGCUUCGCGCGCCACCUGCAGCCGCCGCCGCUGGCCGCGCAGCACGCGACCUGGCGGCACGCGCUCACCGCGCACACGCACCAACCAUACCGUCAAAUUGCACCGUUGACAUUCGAUCAUAGCAUUGAAGAAGAUUUACAAAUGGAGCCAGUACUUAUUAAAGAUGUGCCUUCUACAUCUAAACAGCGACCUCCAACAGAUAUAUGUGAAUCUCCAAACAGCAAUAGUGGACAAAGGGUUGCGGUGCUUUUUGAUUCCACCCUGGCUGCUUAUCUUAUGAUGGGCAAUCUAUCUCCUGAUCUCAAAAGUCAUGCAGUCACUUUAUUUGAAGUUGGAAAACUGUGUGACGAGAGUCUGGACAGUUUACUUAUGGAAUUGGAUAAGGUGGUCGGAGAUCCGGAGAUAGAAGGCGAGGCGCGGCGCUACCUGGCGGCGGCGGCGUGCCUGCGCGCGGCGCUGCGCACGCUACGCCCGCACCUGCGCCCGCUGGACCUGCUGCGCUGCGAGGCGUUGCACGCGCUCGACGCGCCCGCUCGCGCCAGGCUAUUGGCUACUAAGUACAGGCUGGCAGUGUCCACGGCGCCGCUGAGCCGCGAGGCGCGCGCGGGCGCGGCGGCGGGCGCGCUGCCGCACUUGGGCCCCGCGCCGCCCGAGGCCGCCUCGCCCUGGAUGCGCCUCUACCUCUACCACGUGGCCGGCUACGGGCCUCCCACACUGCUGCUUACUAAGGGCACGGUGUUGCGCGCGGUGCCGCGCUCCCUGCUGGGGUUCGCGCGGCUGGCGGUGUCGUGGUGGGGCGCGGAGGGCGAGGCGGCCGCGCUGCCCGCCGCCGCCGCGCUGGCCGCCGCCAACUCGGCGCUGCGGCGCGCGCCCGUGCUGCUGCAGGCGGCCGGCGUGCGCGCCGCGCCGCCGCUCCUGCACCUGCCCUUCCCCCCCGCUGACGGUGAUGACGAUGAGCAGCAGAGCCUGUGGCGCCGGCACGCAGGGCUGCGGCGGCUACUGCGGCGCCUGCGCCUGGCGCGCUCUGCCGGCUACGUGACGCUGGCCGACAUCGGCGUGCCCGACCUGGGCUGCGCGCACCCGCCGCCCGCCGUGCACCUCGUGACACCGAGAAAAAAGAAAGAUACGUGCGGAGUCGCGAAACCGGUCAGCGAAAUAUUAAUCUCCUCAACCGAAUCCCAAAAAGAAACUGCAGAGUAUACAAAAACAAUAAAUAGUAGACUUCAAUCGCCCAUAGAAUCCCAUUUCGCUGUUUCACCCACUACCGACAGCAAAACGAGUUCGCCGUCGAACGGCUUUACAAGCGUAGAAAGUGGGCGGUUACUAUGCGAGGAGUUAGAUAAUCUAAACAUCGAUACUCACGAAAGUAAAGAAUCUAUCGCCAGUGACGAUUUUGUACCGAUACAUUCCUCGACCAGUGUUGAGAAUAUGAAAGAGAAACAUUCAAUAGACAAUAGUAAGGAGUCGAUAGUCGACGAGCUGGCCUCGAUACAGUCGCCGGUGAGUUUUAGUGAGAAGAAAGUGGAAAGUCAGUUGAGCGAUUUGCUGAGUCCAGUGGAGGAGUCGAUAUCCAUGUUCACGCAGCUGUCCGACAAGCUGGCGGAGGUGACGGCGGAGGGCGACAGCGGAGUCGACACUGCACACAACUAUUCCGACGAUGAGACUUGUAAACCUGAGAAAUGGACCAUUUUAGACCUCCAAUUUGGUAUUCCGUUAUUCGAUGAGGAUUUAUGUGAAAGAGUGUGUAAGAGUAUUGUUGAGAGGGUAGCGAAGGCUGAAUUAUUAGAAAAAGUGAAAGAAGAUAAUGAAUUCGUAAGGUCAGACGUAUUGAAAUUUGUUUCGCAGUGUCAGUAUUAUCCUGGAGAAGAUAUGGGAAUUGUGAAACGUGGGACUCUAGUUCCUCUACCGAGAAAGAAUCUAGUGUUUGAAAAUGGACGGAUCAGUGAGUGGAAUGGAAAG